This is a messenger RNA of Onychomys torridus (southern grasshopper mouse), 2252 nucleotides long. RefSeq names its product tweety family member 1 (gene Ttyh1). The record is from RefSeq and is a predicted model, not a curated record. The coding region runs from base 126 to 1478 and encodes 450 amino acids. Gene Ontology annotation, cellular component: plasma membrane; smooth endoplasmic reticulum membrane. NCBI's taxonomy places the organism in Eukaryota, Metazoa, Chordata, Mammalia, Rodentia, Cricetidae. The transcript has 14 exons. Gene Ontology annotation, molecular function: volume-sensitive chloride channel activity; intracellularly calcium-gated chloride channel activity.
CCCAAUCUCCACCCCCCGCCCUCCGGGCUCCUGCUCCCGGGAGCCCCGCAAACCCCGCUCCGCCCGCGCCCCGCACAGCACCGAGGCUCCCAGCCCGGUCCGCCCAGCUGCCCCUCCCCGGGGCCAUGGGGGCACCCCCGGGCUACCGACCCUCUGCCUGGGUGCAUCUCCUCCACCAGCUGCCCCGCGCCGACUUCCAGCUCCGACCGGUGCCCAGCGGUUUUGCGCCCCGCGACCAAGAGUACCAGCAGGCCCUGCUGCUGGUGGCAGCCUUGGCUGGGCUGGGAUUGGGCCUGAGCCUCAUCUUCAUCGCCGUCUACCUCAUCCGCUUCUGCUGCUGCAGGCCCCCGGAGCCCCCUGGGGCCAAGAGUCCCCCACCGGGAGGAGGCUGUGUUACCUGGAGCUGCAUCGCUGCCCUUCUCGUGGGCUGUGCGGGCAUUGGCAUUGGUUUCUAUGGCAACAGCGAGACCAGCGAUGGGGUGUCCCAGCUCAGCUCAGCACUGCUGCACGCUAACCACACACUCAGCACCAUUGAUGACUUGGUGCUGGAAACAGUGGAGAGGCUGGGUGAGGCAGUAAGGACGGAGCUGACCACCCUGGAGGAAGUACUGUCAGAACGCGUGGAGCUGGUGGCCGCCACUCGGGGAGCCCGGAGGCAGGCUGAGGCUGCGGCUCAGCACCUGCAAGGGCUGGCCUUCUGGCAAGGAGUGUCCCUCAGCCCAGUGCAGGUGGCUGAAGAUGUGACUUUUGUGGAGGAGUACAGGUGGCUGGCCUACGUCCUCCUGCUGCUCUUGGUGCUUCUGGUUUGUCUCUUCACCCUCCUGGGCCUGGCGAAGCAGAGCAAGUGGCUGGUGGUUGUGAUGACCGCCAUGAGUCUCCUGGUGCUUGUCCUGAGCUGGGGUUCUAUGGGCCUAGAGGCUGCCACAGCUGUGGGCCUCAGUGACUUCUGCUCCAACCCAGACACCUAUGUGCUGAACCUGACCCAGGAGGAGACAGGGCUCAGCUCAGACAUCCUCAACUAUUAUUUCCUGUGCAACCAGGCGGUCUCCAACCCCUUCCAACAGAGGCUGACUCUGUCCCAGCGAGCUCUAGCCAGCAUCCACUCCCAGCUGCAGGGCCUGGAGCGGGAAGCUGUCCCUCAGUUUCCUGCAGCACAGAAGCCCUUGUUAUCCUUGGAGGAGACGCUGAAUGUGACGGAGGGAAGCUUCCACCAGUUGGUGGCGCUGUUGCACUGCCGCAGUCUGCACAAGGACUAUGGCUCGGCACUCCGAGGUCUGUGUGAAGAUGCCCUGGAGGGCCUGCUGUUCCUGAUGCUCUUCUCCCUCCUGUCUGCGGGGGCCCUGGCCACCACCCUUUGCAGCCUGCCCCGUGCCUGGGCCCUCUUCCCGCCCAGUGACGACUACGAUGACGCGGAUGAUGACGAUCCUUUCAACCCUCAGGAAUCCAAGCGCUUUGUGCAGUGGCAGUCUUCCAUUUGAGCCUCCCCUCCAGCCUGGAGCCUGCCUCAUUCGGCUCAGCACCGCUCUGGUUCUGAAAGUCAUAGGCGCAUCCUGACAAUGGAAGAGGCAGAUCCCAGGAAGAGAACAAACCUAGCAUUAGAUCUAAACACGCGUGCAUCCCCAGGAACAAAGUUGAGCUUCCAGUCGCGUGGAAUGUACAAGGCCUGGUGGGUGUCGGAAUGGUGUGCAAUCAACUCGCUUCCUAGCAGCUCAAAUCCAGCACGAGACGUCAGAAAACCCAAGUGUGUGCCAGUCAAGGGACAGAACUGUUCAAAGGGAAAGUAGAAUAUUUGUAUGGAGUGCGGCCAGGGUGAUGUAGAAGGGGAAACUGGAAAGAAGAUGAAAUCUAGACAGGAAAAGAUAAGGCAGCCUAUGAGCUGUGAAGUAAAAACAAACAAACAUGGCAGAGUAAAAAGGGAAAUGUAUUAUCUGGGGAGUAACGCCCAUGUAGUUCUCUUUUAUAAAAAAAAGAUAGCACCUAUGACAAAUAACCCACAGAAACUUCUAUUUAUUUAACAAAAAGACAGCUCAAAUUAAAAGUAAGCAACUGAGAUGAACAUAGGAAAGAAAAAAAAAAAAAAACCCACGACAAACUCAUAAAGUUGUUCAAAUUCUAAUGAUUUCCAAACACAAUGUGCUACUCCCCACCCCAGUACUUACUUAUUGUCUGGUGCUGGUCUAGAAGCCCAGGAAGAGGUGCUCAAAAUAUGCUGCCCAGAUGCUAUGAAUCCCUAGUUAUGUGAAAAAAAAAAA